GUCUUGUUAACGAGUUGGUAUAAAGUGUUGACUGCUCCAGCUGUUGUCAAAAAUCCAAAAAAUGUCAGAGUCCAAUGCAGAAGCUGUUGGUGGCAGCAAAUCGGCAUCCAGUGGUGAGACAAAGUCAGAUGAUAACAUAGAUGCUCUGAUUGAUGCAUUGGAUAAAAUGGAGAGGCCUGCUGAAAUAGAAAAUAAGACAUUUGAAGAACAACUGGAGAGCCUAGGCAGUCACCCAGCCUUCAUGAAGGAGUGGGAUCCAGCUGUUCCCCUCUCUGACGAUAUGGAGGGACUAAUGAGGCUGAAAUAUGAGGCUGAAGAUCCUACUGCAAAGGCAGAGGCUUACAAGGAUGAUGGUAACCAUGAAUUCAAGAAGAAGAAGUACCAUGUCGCAGCAGAUAACUACACAGAAGGGAUCAAGUGUAAAUGUCCAGAUCGACUCCUUAAUGCCGUUCUCUAUACAAAUAGAGCAGCCGCACAGUUCCAUAUAGGAAACUUCAGGUCAGCAUUCAAUGACUGUGUGUUUGCCAGGAAAUUCCAGCCAGACCACUUAAAGGCCAUACAUAGAGGUGCACUAUGCUGCCUGGAGAUGAAGAAGUAUGGAGACUGCAUAACCUGGUGUGAUGCUGCCCUACAUCUGGAACCGACAAAUGAGAAAUUUUUGGAAAUAAGACAGAAAGCAUCUAAGUUACAGAAAGGGAUAGAGCGUGACAAGAGGAAGGAAGAACUCCGGGAGAAAAAAGUCAAGGCAAAGGAAACCAGGCUUCUGGAGACAAUACAGCAACGUGGUGUGAAAAUGAGGGGCCUGAAGGUAGACAAGGAAGGUGAGCUGAAGAUGGAGGGAGUGCUGGGGGUUAAACAAGGGGCCCGCGUUACCAUGGAUGCCAACAGUGUUCUCUACUGGCCGGUCAUGCUUCUCUACCCAGAAUACUCGGAGACUGACUUCAUACAGAUGUUCUGUGAGAGCCACAGGUUGAUAGAUCACUUGAGCCACAUGUUUGGUGCUGAAACUGAGCCUCCCCACUGGGACCCAGAUAGGCGUUACAAGCCCCACACCGUCAAUAUGUACUUUGAAGACAGGGACAGUGAAAAACUUAUAAAGGUGAACAAAGAAUCCACUCUUUCCAAGGUGCUGAAACAUAAAAAAUAUGUCGUAUAUGAUGGGACGCCGUCAUUUUUCUUGACUGUGGCUGGAUCAGAGUUUGAGAAAAUCUUCCUGGAAAAGUACAAGUCUUAAUCUUCCCGCAGAAACUACUGUUCAUGUUCAUUCUUUGUCAGGUUAUUUGCUGCAAUAAACUUGUUCA
Messenger RNA from Mya arenaria, 1301 nucleotides. RefSeq names its product tetratricopeptide repeat protein 4-like. Lineage: Eukaryota; Metazoa; Mollusca; Bivalvia; Myida; Myidae. The record is from RefSeq and is a predicted model, not a curated record. The transcript has 12 exons. Bases 62 to 1234 code for a protein of 390 amino acids. Gene Ontology annotation, molecular function: Hsp90 protein binding.